UCGAGCGCAGCGUAUAUCGCACCUUCUUGUAGUAGAAGAAAGAAACCCUAAUUCCACCCACCUCGCCCUUUCUCUCGAUCUCAAAACCCUAACUCGAUCCACCCCAACACCACCCCCCUCUCUCUCUCUCCCUCUAGAAGCGGCGAUCGAAGGCCCGUUCUAGGGUUUCGCGAGGCCCCCGUUGAGGAGAUUCCGAGUUUGGGAUUGGAGAUCAUCGCCAAAAAUGUCGGCGGCGGCGGUGUGUGGGAAGAGGUCGUCGCCUUCUUCUCCUUCUUCUUCGUCCUACCCCUUCUUCGACGAGCUCCUCUUCCACACCCCUCCGCCCGCCCCCAAGAGGCUCCGCCGCGCCGCCGCGGCGUCGGCGGCGGCGGCGUUCGUGCCAGCACNGCCGCCACAAUCUUUGCCCUCACCCGUGGCCGAUCGGAGGGAGAGCGAUCUCGCGCAGCUCCGAUCGCUUUUCCCCCAAAUGGACCAGCAGAUUCUUGAAAGAGCUCUUGAGGAAUCUGGAAAUGAUCUGGAUGUGGCAAUAAGGAGUUUGCAUGAUCUGCGGUUGCAGUCAGCUGAAAUCAUCUUACGAUCUGCUGUUUGCAGCUCUGAAAAUGAAAUGCCGAAUAAUAGUCCAGUAGCUACUGAAGGCAUUUCAGCCAAUAAUGGCGUCGAUGUGGGUGCUGAAAACCUUCAAAACAUAGAAGAUCUCCCGAAAGAUGGUUCCGAAUGGGUCGAGCUACUUGUGAGAGAAAUGAUGAACGCAUCGAACAUGGACGAUGCCCGGGCUCGUGCCUCAAGAGUGCUGGAUCUUUUGGAGAAAUCCAUCGUCGCUCGUGCUGGUACCGAACUUAUGCAGAGCUCUCAUAAGGAAAAUAUGGUGCUCAAGGAACAGGCGGAAGAACUGCUUCGUCAGAAUGCUGUUCUCAGGAGAGCUGUGGCGAUCCAGCACGAGCGCCAUAAAGACUACGACGAGAGAAAUCAAGAGCUGCAGCAAUUGAAACAGCUUGUAUCUCAGUACCAAGAGCAAAUUAAAACCCUGGAGGUCAAUAACUACGCGCUUGGCGUGCAUCUCAGGCAAGCCCAACAGAGCAGCUCCAUUCCGGGCUGCUUCCAUCCCGACGUCUUCUAGAGAUGUAUUUAUGGGGUUGUUGGUUGCUUCCAUAAGCAAGUAUUGGGCUAUCUUUUGUCUAUCAGGUCCCUUCUUUCUCCAAUGGUAACAACAACUUCUCUUUCUUUGUGGAAAAAAUUCCUAGUCCUUAUAUAUUUUGUGUUAUGACU
Molecule: messenger RNA, 1266 nt
Organism: Ananas comosus (pineapple)
Lineage: Eukaryota; Viridiplantae; Streptophyta; Magnoliopsida; Poales; Bromeliaceae
Exons: 5
Coding region: 224-1117 (297 amino acids)
Molecular function (GO): ubiquitin binding
Source: RefSeq, a predicted model, not a curated record